AUGGAGGGCGUAAAGACAGGGCCAGCGCCACCUCCGCCGUCGCCGCCGCCGUCGGCACCACCACCAUUACCACCACCACCACUACCACCACCAUCAGAACCACUAACGCUGCCGACGCCACCACCACCAACUCCUGUACCGCCACCACCGCCAACAACUGAGGGCGAAGACAUAGGACGAUUAUUGCUCGAGAAAUUGCGGAAAAUAGAAGACGAAGUGAGGGAAUUCCAGAAACAAAGGGAGACAGCCAAGAUGGCGGUCGAGGAGAUAAUGGAAGAAACUACGCCGCAACAUGGAAGUGUGAAAAAUGUGUUAAUCGCAGGGAAGACCUCCUGUACUAACAUGUACCCUCUUACUGGGGAAAAUGCAUCCGAUUCAUCUGAUAAAGAGAAUCAAGAGAGCGUGGCCAGCGGGACAACAAGUCCCAACGCCUCAGAGCAAAAGGGGAGAGACACAAAGACUGGGGGCAAAGAAUCUAGCUUUUCUGUACACAGUACAGAAGGGACUAAGGCCAAUUUUGACAAAGUGGUAAUUGCUAUACUAGGACUUGACCCGACAGGGGAAGGCAGUCCUGUAAAACUUCACCCAGAAUUACCAACACGCUGGAAACACUGGAUAGUAAGGGGCAUACCAAGUGGACAAAGAGAAAAACUGAUGAAAAAACAUAGUAGGAAAGGAGAUUGUCCGUUAGAGGUAUCCAAGGUGAACCCGGAGAUUGAAGCAACUAUGGCUGAUGCAACCUAG
Molecule: messenger RNA, 744 nt
Organism: Cephus cinctus (wheat stem sawfly)
Lineage: Eukaryota; Metazoa; Arthropoda; Insecta; Hymenoptera; Cephidae
Product: protein enabled homolog
Exons: 3
Coding region: 1-744 (247 amino acids)
Cellular component (GO): cytoplasm
Source: RefSeq, a predicted model, not a curated record